This is a messenger RNA of Staurois parvus, 426 nucleotides long. The record is from the annotation of a GenBank genome assembly. NCBI's taxonomy places the organism in Eukaryota, Metazoa, Chordata, Amphibia, Anura, Ranidae.
GUGUCAGUUAAAAAAAGAAAAAAGAAUAAAUUGCAUGAUACACUAUAUUGCCAAAAGUAUUGGGACACCCCUCCAAAUCAUUGGAUUCAGGUGUUCCAAUCACCUCCAUGGCCACAGAUGUAUAAAAUCAAGCAACUAGGCAAACAGAUUGCCUCUACAAACAUUUAUGAAAGAAUGGGUCGCUCUCAGAAGCUUAGUGAAUUCAAGCGUAGUACUGUGAUAGGUUGCCACCUGUGCAAUAAGUCAAUCUGUGAAGUUUCCUUGCUAAUGAAUAUUCCACAGUCAACUGUUAGUGGUACUAUAACAAAGUGAAAGCAACUGGGAACAACACCAACUCAGCCACAAAAUGGUAGUCCACGUAAAAUGACAGAGCAGGAUCAGCACAUGCUCAAGCGCACAGUGUGUAGAAGUCGUCAAUUGUCUGCA